GACAACGGGCGUUGCCGGCGCCGUGUGACUCUGGGCUGUGGGCGCGCUUGUGGCUCUUCGGCCAUGGUUUUCUCAAAUAAUGAUGAAGGCCUUAUUAACAAAAAGUUACCCAAAGAACUUCUUUUGAGAAUAUUUUCCUUCUUGGAUAUAGUAACUUUGUGCCGAUGUGCACAGAUUUCCAAGGCUUGGAAUAUCUUAGCCCUGGAUGGAAGCAACUGGCAAAGAAUAGACCUUUUUAACUUUCAAACAGAUGUAGAGGGUCGAGUGGUGGAAAACAUCUCGAAGCGAUGCGGUGGAUUCCUGAGGAAGCUCAGCUUGCGAGGUUGCAUUGGCGUUGGAGAUUCCUCCUUGAAGACCUUUGCACAGAACUGCCGAAACAUUGAACAUUUAAACCUCAAUGGGUGCACAAAAAUCACUGACAGCACGUGUUACAGCCUUAGCAGAUUCUGUUCCAAGCUGAAACAUCUGGAUCUGACUUCCUGUGUGUCCAUUACAAACAGCUCCUUAAAGGGGAUCAGCGAGGGCUGUCGGCACCUGGAGUACCUGAACCUGUCGUGGUGUGAUCAGAUCACGAAGGAUGGCAUCGAGGCCUUGGUGCGGGGUUGUCGCGGCCUGAGAGCCCUGCUGCUGAGGGGCUGCACGCAGCUAGAAGAUGAAGCUCUGAAACACAUUCAGAAUUACUGCCAUGAGCUUGUGAGCCUCAACCUGCAGUCCUGCUCACGCAUUACGGAUGAAGGCGUGGUGCAGAUUUGCAGGGGCUGCCACCGGCUGCAGGCCCUCUGCCUGUCUGGUUGCGGCAACCUCACAGAUGCCUCCCUCACAGCCCUAGCCUUGAACUGCCCAAGACUUCAGAUCUUGGAGGCUGCCCGAUGUUCCCAUUUGACUGAUGCAGGCUUUACACUUUUAGCUCGGAAUUGUCAUGACCUGGAGAAGAUGGAUCUCGAAGAAUGCAUCUUGAUAACCGACAGCACACUCAUCCAGCUCUCCAUUCACUGUCCUAAACUGCAAGCCCUGAGCCUGUCCCACUGUGAGCUCAUCACGGAUGAUGGGAUCCUGCACCUGAGCAACAGCCCUUGCGGCCACGAGAGGCUGCGGGUGCUGGAACUGGACAACUGCCUCCUCAUCACUGACGUGGCCCUGGAGCACCUGGAGAACUGUCGUGGCCUGGAGCGCCUCGAGCUGUACGACUGCCAGCAGGUCACCCGCGCGGGCAUCAAGCGGAUGCGGGCCCAGCUCCCUCAUGUCAAAGUCCAUGCCUACUUUGCUCCUGUCACCCCGCCGACAGCAGUGGGAGGAAGUGGACAGAGGCUAUGCAGGUGCUGUGUCAUCCUCUGACAGCAGCUGCCCAGCCCAGGGCUUCAUGAGGUGUCCCUUCCUCCCGAGGACCCGAGUCUUUCUGACGUACUCCACCAUCAUCCAAAUCUGUUGAUUCUCCAUUGGGAAAGGCAUUUACAGAAUUAAAAACAGUGUAGAAGACGGCACACGAGAAGCUAAGGAUGUGGACCACGAGGCCUCCUGCUUCUCCACAGAAAGCCCAGCUGUUUCCGGAACACGUGACGAUGCAGCAGCCCUUGUCUGCAAAGCAUCAGGCACAUCUGCAGCGAGCCUGAGUCUCGCAGGUCCUGCUCUACUACUGACUCAAGCCAAACACGGAUCAGGAAUAUCAGUGCUUUAACUUUGCUUCCCCAAACAAGGGUUUUUUCAUGUGUGUGAGUACAGAAACCUUUGCUUAGAAUUUGGAACUACAAUUAAGGUAAGACUACAGAGAGGCUCUAAAGCAGGGGUGCCAUACUCUGCCCUACACUUGUUCUUUUAAAAUUAAAUUUUAUCAGAACAACAGCCGAGAAAGGCCACUGCCUCUCACCGCUGCCACGACAACCUGGUGGUCCCCACUGACUCAGAAGGGCAGUGGCAGGAAGCUGAGUGCCCUUGCCCCCCGCCCGCCCAUACCCACCGUAGGGCGUGGCGCCGCCGCCGUCGCCCCCGCCACCCGCUGCCUGCUGCUGCCCCUGCGGCGCCGGCUGCUCGCGGCAGACGUAGAGGGUCAGGCGGGGCCGCACCGACCUGCAACCAGAAGACGGCGCUUGUGAGCCGGCGGGAAGGCCGCACGCGCAAGCGACAGCUACAAGAAUCUAGGGUCUAUUUCCUUAGGAGAACUUUACAACGUUACUUCAUUAUACGAAAUAAUUUACUAGGAAGAAUAUAAAAACACACACCUCACACCAACUAUCACAGGUUAUCACAGGUGGUCUAAUCUGAUGAUCCAGACUCUAAACCAUUGAGAUGGUCGGUCAGAUGCUGGUAAAUUUAAGUUUCAAGAUUAUGUCAGCAAUUUAACAUCAGUAAAAUUCAGUUUAAUGGAAUUCUCACACCACACGUCUAGAAAUACCAACGAUAGUAAAUGGGUCUUAAAAGCCAGCACAGUUUACAGUUCUAUCAUUUUAAUUCACAAUUAGAAGUUUACAUUUUUAAUAACUGUUUAGUAGUGUCACAUGACCUUGAAAACCAUAGAUUCUGUAGAGCUCACCUAAAUGAGAAGUUUGUUUUCUUGGCAACAACCCCAGUCGUCUUCCAGACCACAGUCCUGCCCAUGUGCAUUUCUAGUCUUACAGUCUACCUCUGCCCUCAGUGCCUGCAUCAUAUCUGGGCCUGCCUGAAGGUGCACACAAAACAGUCUCCUCGUGAGCACGGCGGGCCAGCACGCAGCACGAGGGCGCACGCCGACAUGGCGUGGACACAUCCUGCCCGCGGUCCCCGCGCGAACAAGGGCACGUUCUCAUUUCAAGCAUAACAGUUCAUUUUAAACACGGUAUUUACCUUGACUUCAGUGAAUUAUAGAGCCGAAUUCCAUCGGCUGCACCACAAAUUUGUACUAGAUCCUCCUUUGUCAGUUUUAACAAGUCGGCACCU
This is a messenger RNA of Balaenoptera ricei (Rice's whale), 2910 nucleotides long. It is a transcript of the gene FBXL2, whose product is annotated as F-box and leucine rich repeat protein 2. The record is from RefSeq and is a predicted model, not a curated record. NCBI's taxonomy places the organism in Eukaryota, Metazoa, Chordata, Mammalia, Artiodactyla, Balaenopteridae. The transcript has 16 exons. Gene Ontology annotation, biological process: SCF-dependent proteasomal ubiquitin-dependent protein catabolic process. Gene Ontology annotation, cellular component: SCF ubiquitin ligase complex. The coding region runs from base 64 to 1335 and encodes 423 amino acids. Gene Ontology annotation, molecular function: protein binding.